Messenger RNA from Jatropha curcas, 1797 nucleotides. Its product is annotated as mitochondrial thiamine diphosphate carrier 2. NCBI's taxonomy places the organism in Eukaryota, Viridiplantae, Streptophyta, Magnoliopsida, Malpighiales, Euphorbiaceae. Gene Ontology annotation, biological process: transmembrane transport. The record is from RefSeq and is a predicted model, not a curated record.
AAAUUUUCUGUGAUUCCCUCCUCAUUUUCUCGAGGCAGAGCCAGAGUCGGCAACAACAGGCAGUGCAUGGAGAUUUGAGAUAAAAGAGGAGAGAAGAAGGGGUUGAAGGUGCACUGCUUUAUUAUACGGUAAUGGCUUAUUGACCCCAGACUCAUUCUUCUGUUGUAGACAUUCGUCUUUCUCUGCUCUUAACAACUACCAUAAAUAUCUCUCUCCCUGUGAAGACGAGAAAAGCCUUUAAAUAACGCGGGCGGCUAGCCAAAAAAAAGCCUUUAAAUAUUCGUCAAUGGCGGCCUGUCUCUUUUUUUCGCUUCUCAGCUCUAUCACUUUCCAAUUGUUCUAUCCUUUUCAUCUCUCUCCGUUUACACUUUCAUAUUUUCACAAAAUUUAUUAAAAAAAAACCCUAAUUCUCUCGAGUAUUCAAUUAAUGGUUCCGACCGACUGUCUUAUUUGAUUGAAAAGGCGGAAUCUAGGUUAUAGCGUGAGCGGCUUUGCCUGAAGGGGAGGUUUUCUUUGAUAAUGGAGGAGCCAGGGCAGAUAAAACGGGCAUUAAUUGAUACCACUGCUGGAGCACUUUCAGGUGCUAUCUCGCGCACAGUUACAUCGCCUCUUGAUGUUAUUAAGAUCAGAUUCCAGGUUCAACUGGAGCCCACAUCUUCAUGGGCUUUGGUUCGCGGAAAUAUGGCUGGACCAUCAAAGUACACCGGAAUGUUGCAAGCAGCAAAGGAUAUAUUUAGGGAGGAAGGUCUGCCGGGUUUUUGGCGUGGCAAUGUCCCAGCUUUGCUCAUGGUUAUGCCAUACACAGCUAUACAAUUUACUGUUCUACACAGAUUGAAAACUUUUGCAGCAGGUUCUUCAAAGUCAGAGAAUCACAUUCAGUUGAGUCCUUACCUCUCCUAUGUCAGUGGGGCAUUAGCAGGGUGUGCGGCUACAGUUGGAUCAUACCCAUUUGAUCUUCUUAGAACCAUAUUGGCGUCACAAGGUGAACCUAAGGUGUAUCCGACAAUGAGAUCUGCAUUUAUUGAUAUCGUCAAAACUCGUGGCUUCAGAGGUCUAUAUGCUGGUUUAUCACCAACACUGGUUGAGAUCAUUCCUUAUGCUGGCCUUCAAUUCGGCACCUAUGAUACAUUUAAGCGAUGGACGAUGGCCUGGAACCGCAACAGGUCACUUAAUGCAAGCUCGAUCAAUGUUGGUGAUAGCCUUUCAAGCUUUCAGCUCUUUGUCUGUGGUUUAGCUGCUGGGACAUGUGCCAAACUUGUCUGUCAUCCUCUUGAUGUGGUCAAGAAAAGGUUCCAGAUUGAAGGACUACAAAGGCACCCAAAAUAUGGUGCUCGAGUUGAGCACCGUGCUUACAAAAAUAUGCUUGAUGCUCUACAACGAAUCCUGCGGGCAGAGGGUUGGGCUGGUCUUUACAAGGGCAUUCUCCCGUCAACCAUCAAGGCUGCACCAGCUGGUGCUGUAACGUUUGUAGCUUACGAAUUUACAUCAGACUGGCUAGAGUCUAUUUUGACUUGAAACUAACAAUAUGUUUUUUUUUUUUUUUCUUGUUGCUAUUUGCUUUCUGUUUUCUUAAUUAUUGGAGUCAUCUCAUUCUUUUUCCAAUAAUCUCCAAACAAAAGGUCCCCCCAAAGAAGGAAGUGGGCUGUCCUUAUUGUUUCUUUUUGAUUUAGUCAUCGUAAUGUAUAAGCGUCUAGGUUCGUUAAUUUGUAGAGCAAAGGUAGUGAAGUUAAGAAUAGAUACAGGGAAUUUUUUUGUAUUGUUUCCACAAUUGACAAUAAUAUUUAUUUUUUUAUACUG